ACAAUCAGCAAGCAGUUGACUGUAAAGUUCGUCUCGAUAUUUCUUUCAUUCAAGUACGGUAACUGAAGGCAGCAAUUAGCUCAGUGAAUAGCUUAAUGAUUGAUAAGGAACAUAAACGAGAACAUCUAUUUAAGAGACUACAGUCUGUAGGGUUCGGUUCGGUUUAAUUUGGAUUUACCUUAUAUAUUGAGAGUUUCAGGAGAAAACUGUAGACAGCUAGAUGUUUCAUGUCAAUUUAUUGUUAGUUUUUCUGUCAGGUUUAUUACCCAAAAUACUAGGCAGUGCAGUGGAUGACUUAAUAUCGAUAGAAAAUGAAUUUUGGGAAUGGAGAUUAGAUGAUUCCCCAGAGUUUGCCACACUUACAGGGGAUUUUAGACGCAAUGAUCGACUACGUCAGUUCGGUGUUGAUCUUUUUAAACCACGCAAUGAUAAAGUGGAAGGUUUCCUUAAAAGAGUAAAUGCCAUCGAUACCGACGAUUUCAACCAAAAACAACUAGCUGAUUAUCUGAUAUUUAAAGAUAGUUUACAAACAUACGUUGAUGGAUAUAAAUGGCGACUUCACAAUACCCUCAACCCAGUGAACUUUCUGGAAGGAUUAACGGCCAAUCCUGAUCAUUUUGUUAAUACCACUCCAUUUGUUUCAAGAGGUGAUUUUGAAAACUUUAUUGAAAGACUUCAAAAAAUACCUAAACAGUUUUCACAGUAUAAAGACUUGAUGAGAGAGGCUAUUAAGCAAGGCAAUACGAAUAACAAUGUUUCAAUGAACGCCGUUCCAGGUCAAAUAGAUGAACGCCUUGUUGAUGACGUCACCAAGUCUAUAUAUUACACUCCCUUUACAACUUUUCUUGAUGAAUCUUCGGUACCGGACAAUGUCAAACCAGGCAUUCGUCAGCGCGCCCAAAAAGCCAUUGAAGGAAUAAUGGAAGCAUACAGGGACAUGAAAUCUUUUAUUCAAAAGGACUACAUGCCUAAUACAAGAACAACUUGGGGCGUAAAUGGUUGGCAAGAUGGUAAAGGGGAUUAUGAGGCUUGUUUAAAAUGGCAUCUGUCUUUAGACAUGUCACCAAAACAAGUUCAUGAUAAAGGUCUACAAGAAGUUGAACGAAUUGGAAAGAGUAUGAAUCAAACAAUGAAGGCUAUUGGCUUUAGUGGGUCGAUUCCGGAAUUUUUUAAAAUGAUUCGAGAUGAGCCCAAAUUUCAUAUCCAUUCUGCUGAAGUUCUUCUGAGGAAAUAUGAAGACAUUAUUUACAAUCAGGCUUUUCCCAAACUAGACCAGUUAUUCAAAGAUAUUCCAAAUCUUCCAUUAGCUAUACAAAUGAUGCCUUACGAUGGAGCUGGUGGUGAAUAUUUAUCUGGUACUGCCGAUGGUUCCAGACCUGGUGUCUUUUAUGUCAAUCUAAGAAGACCAGAAGAUACAGCAACAAUAGAUAUGAUGUCAUUAGCUCUCCAUGAAACAGUUCCAGGUCAUCAUCUACAGAGUAUAUAUGCCCUGUCUGCAUCAUUACCAAACUACCGGAAGUUCCAGGAAGAUUCUAAUUAUUACCAACCACCACUUAAAUUCCCGUUCUACACAGCUUAUUUAGAGGGUUGGGGUUUAUAUGCCGAAUAUCUAGGAGAAGAACUGGGACUGUAUGAUAAUGAUUAUAUAUUAAUGGGUCGCUAUGGUUCUGAAAUGUUCCGUGCCUGUCGCCUGGUGGUUGAUACAGGGUUACAUUAUUUCAAUUGGACACGUGAUCAGGCCGUAGAUUACAUGUUAGAGAGAACCGCCAGUUCCCGAACCGAUCUGGAACAUGAAGUUGAUAGAUAUAUGACAUGGCCAGGACAAGCUUGUGCCUAUAAAAUAGGUGAACUGAAAAUAAAGGAAUUAAGAGAAAAGGCCCGACAAGCAUUUGGUUCCAGUUUUGAUGUUAGAGAGUUUCACUCCAUUGUUCUAGAAAACGGACCAGUUCCAUUGAGUGUUCUCGAGAUGUUAAUCGACAACUGGAUCAAGAAUAAAAGUGGCUGAAUUCAAAAUUGAUUAUUUCUAGAGAUAUGCGUCUUUUGAUUAAUUUUGCACAUACUUCCUUAAGAUAGAUGAAUUGAUAUAAUAAAAUUUAUUGUUGAUUUUUA
Patella vulgata (common limpet) is the source of this 2109-nucleotide messenger RNA. RefSeq lists its product as uncharacterized. The record is from RefSeq and is a predicted model, not a curated record. Bases 221 to 2005 code for a protein of 594 amino acids. The transcript is spliced from 18 exons. Lineage: Eukaryota; Metazoa; Mollusca; Gastropoda; Patellidae.